AUGGACGGCAUUUCCGCGGACCAGCUGGCGGAAUUCGCGCAGACGUUCUCCAUGUUCGACCCCAACGAUCGUGGUUACUUCGUACGAGCGGACGUGCAAAGGGUUCUGGCACAGGUGACGAGCAAAGAGCUCUCCGUAGCCGAGCUGGAGGACAUCAUGAGCGAGUACGACGUCGAGGGCGACGGCGAGAUCACGUUCGACAUGUUUCUAACUGUUCAGGUCAGGAAGAUGAAAGACAGCGACUUCGAAGAACCGGCGCGCCAGCUAUUCAAGCUGCUUGGGAAGGGGAAGGACGAUGGGCUGCGGCCGAAGGAGCUCGCGCGGCUGUUGGAGAAGGUCGGCGAGAACCCGGAAGCCAGUCAGGUCGAGGAGCUCGUUCAGAUGGUGGACGAGGACGGAAAGGGCCUGGUGGAGCUGGAUGAGCUGAAACGCCUCCUCGCAGGAUCGGACGAGCUGUACCGGAAGCUGAACGAUGGCUGA
Molecule: messenger RNA, 480 nt
Organism: Pedinophyceae sp. YPF-701
Lineage: Eukaryota; Viridiplantae; Chlorophyta; Pedinophyceae
Source: the annotation of a GenBank genome assembly